Messenger RNA from Carassius auratus (goldfish), 707 nucleotides. RefSeq names its product cGMP-inhibited 3',5'-cyclic phosphodiesterase A-like. Lineage: Eukaryota; Metazoa; Chordata; Actinopteri; Cypriniformes; Cyprinidae. The transcript is spliced from 2 exons. The annotation marks the transcript as partial. The record is from RefSeq and is a predicted model, not a curated record.
UGCCUUUAUUUCAUUAAAAAGUGUGAAGGAGUGGAAAGGUAUUUUUGUUGACCAAUUUUGCCCAAACAACUGUUUAUUGUGUGGGCCCUGAGGUAAUGCUCUUUGCCCGGCUGUCACUUAGCAACAGGCUAUUUUCAAUCUAAAUGCUUCCUGUGGUGUGUGGAGCACUUGCAGUAUCUGACAGCAGCAGUGCAGCUGAGACUCAUGUGUGCGCAGUGGACUUCACACACACACACACACACACACACUCACUGUCCGCUAAAGCCAGUACAGCAGCCAGACAGACUGAUCAGUGAGUUUGCCCAACACUGGCAUCAUGAGGAAGAGGCGUGCCACCGCCGGGCCGCUCUGCCCAUAUCAUGGCCACCAGUCUUCGGGCACCAGUGUGACGGUGGACAUCGCGGUGAUGGGCGAGGCCCACGGACUGAUCUCAGAUCUGCUGGCUGACCCCUCCCUCCCGCCGAACACCUGCAGCACCCUGCGGGCCGUCAGUAACCUGCUCAGCACCCAGUUCACCUUCCAGCCGCUGCAUCACCGGCCGCGCUUGAGCCCCCUGCUGGCCUUCAGCGAUGGACACGCCUGCUCCGACUCAGAGGAAAUGCCGGAGAAAGGAGAGAGGCUGGCCAUCUCAAAGGUAAAGCCACACCCACCCAGGCCCUAUGCUAAGCCCCGCCUUAAAAAUACAACUGAUCUUUGCAGCUGUUGUG